AUGAUGUCGGAUUACCCCGAAAACAUGCUGAAUCAGUCUUUACUCAAGACUCGGGCCAAAGUUCAGGCAGAGUCAAAGAGAGUUGCUUACUACUACGUUUUUGGAUACGGAAUUAAUUCCAUCGGUGAAGCAAGAAACUCAUACUCGCAGAAGAAUCCCUUGGACCAAUUCCAUGGUGACGACCUUUCAAGAGUGAUCCGCGGUCAACAGGCCAUGACACCUGCCAUUAGUAAGAAACGUGGCCGUUUAGGAUCUGACAAUAUCGCGUCUGCACCUGCCAAACGAGCCCGUAAUUUUGACUCAGAGCAAGGCCGAACAGCUUUCCCAGCUGACAUGGCUCAGAAUAUACCUGACGAAUCAUUUCAGUCUCACAUGGAUGAUGGUUCUCUAGAAUUCGGUCGAGAUGCUGCGUCGGCUCUAAAAGACCCCCCCUCGUCGAGCGUUAUGCCCUGGAAUAUUUCUGCAUCGGCCCUUUCGUACCAGCGCUCUGGGAAUCAGCGGCACGCAAGUCAUCUAUUGGCGGCUUCCCCACUUAUUGGGCGCGGAUCUACAUUUGCCAAUGAUUUGAACAGGUUGCUUCCAGGCCAGGAUGAGCUCAUAGGCUUGCCAGAAUACGACACAGGAAGUUUCCUUCUGCCAGUCAAACCCUUGGAAUAUAAUCACCAGGUUUCAGAUCCUCGCCCCAGAGAGGGUGUGGGUCUUGCUAAGAGUGGCACUACUAUGGAGCCAGGCGCUCAUCAAAGAGAAUGGCUUCCCGACACACUUGAUGAGGAAAGCUCGAAAUUUCUCGCUUUUGUGCAGAGUCAAUUCCAUUUUAAACAGAGGGUAGAGUUUGCGGCGCUUGUGAGCCCUACAACUUCAAGUGCAGUCGUUGCAGCUCACGCCUUUUACCAUGUACUUAACCUCGCAAACCAGCAGCUGGUUCGCGUCACACAACGCGACUCUGCAGUCGGCAACAUAAAUGGAGCUAUUCUCAUUACUCCGUGCCGCUAG
Blumeria graminis f. sp. triticale is the source of this 993-nucleotide messenger RNA. The record is from the annotation of a GenBank genome assembly. NCBI's taxonomy places the organism in Eukaryota, Fungi, Ascomycota, Leotiomycetes, Helotiales, Erysiphaceae.